CGAGGCAGCGGAGGAGGAGACAGCAGAAGUUGAAGUUACACAGGAGGGUUAGUUUUAGGGGGUUUGAUAAUUUUUUGGUUACUGAAUUGGGAAAUUUGUUUCUAAUUGAUGGCGGAGGAAGCCAUUACUGUCAUAGAGGUGGUCGAUUUGGAUGUUCUACUGACUACUCUUGCAAAUGAUCAACCACCUGUUGCUCAAAAAAUUGUACGUCUGCUCUUACCAUCAUACUUCCCAGCAAAGGUCAAAAUAGAAGAGGCAUGCACUCGCACUAUCACACUAAUUGAAAGGUCUCCUCUGGCUGGUGCAAGAUUUUGUGAAUUUCUUUCGUCAGAAGGAGCAUCUUCAAAGUCUCUAACAGAACUAGUCAGAGUUCUUACUGAUAUAAUCCUUGCAUCUGAUAGACUUGAUGCAGAUCAUAUCAAGGGAAUAUUUAUUGCAUUAGACCAUCUUUGCAGGAAUCUAGCAAAUGAGUCAUUUCGUAGAGACCCACUCAAGGACUUAUUUUCAGGUGAAAAACUCAAGGGUUUGUUGGCUGCUGCAGUGUUUGGGAAUGCUCAAUCGUCUUUGUUUGAUAUUAUUUCUAUUGUCUCUCCGGUUGCUGAAACGGGACUACCCGAAAAAUGCUUAGCUGCAGUCUCAAAUUGUCACAGUUUGUCUGAUAAUGAAGAAAAGCAAGCUGAAGUGCGGUCUGCACACAAACUGGUUAUAUCCUACAAAUGGUUUGACCAUAUGUUCGAGGCCAUGUCAAGGCUCCUGCAAGACACUGCUAUCAAGUGUAAUGAAUACUCCAGCAUUGAAAUACCCAGGGACAUAACACCGUCUGCAAAGAGGAAGAAAAGCAAACUCUCUAGAGAAACAGGACAAGGCAAACAUGUCAAUAGAAAAGGACCAUCAGAAUUCAAGAAUAGUUACCGAAAUUCUGUAGGAAUAGCAUGGCAAAUAAAAGAUCUAUUGGCUUCAGAGAUUAGCCGAAAAGCGAUGUUCAAAUCCAAGCACUUAAAAGUGGUGAUUGUUUCCUUAAAGGUCAUAUCUCAAAUAAGUGUGGGACAUAGUAUGUGUUAUGAUUUUAUGGACCCAUUGUUGGUGGAUGCUUUAUAUGGCUCUUUCUCUGCACAUGACUGUUCAACACAUUAGUAUCUUAUGUCGAUGACCAAAAUAACAGGGAAAAUGCUCCUUUGCUGAAGGUAUAUGGUUGGUAUCUUAUGUACCAGUAGGGUUAAAAUGCUCUUGAACAGUAAUAUGUUGAAGGUCAUUAUAACCAAUUUGGCUUUUGCUGUUAUUGAAAGAGGUCUUUUCUCUUGAAUAUUGUUAUUAAGUCAAAUUUUGGGUUAAAAUGCAUCAAUUAUUAUUUCCUC
Messenger RNA from Spinacia oleracea (spinach), 1355 nucleotides. RefSeq lists its product as uncharacterized. NCBI's taxonomy places the organism in Eukaryota, Viridiplantae, Streptophyta, Magnoliopsida, Caryophyllales, Amaranthaceae. Gene Ontology annotation, biological process: mitotic sister chromatid segregation. The record is from RefSeq and is a predicted model, not a curated record. Bases 109 to 1134 code for a protein of 341 amino acids. Gene Ontology annotation, cellular component: condensin complex; nucleus. The transcript is spliced from 2 exons.